Messenger RNA from Fraxinus pennsylvanica, 3051 nucleotides. The record is from the annotation of a GenBank genome assembly. NCBI's taxonomy places the organism in Eukaryota, Viridiplantae, Streptophyta, Magnoliopsida, Lamiales, Oleaceae.
AUGGCUGAAAUGGUGAGCCCAGAUGCGAUAUCAACAAUAUUAGCGAACCCGUCUCCUGAUUCAUCUUCAGACUUUGCGGAAUUGGUUGUACAAAAUCAGCAAAACGUUUUUUUNGGGAGCAAAUUCACUUUUACGGCGAGUGAUGGGAAAAAGAAGGUCAAGGCCAUGUUUCAAUCUACUUUAUCGUCUUUAAUCACCUCUGGGAGUAUUCAGAACUUGGGUCUUAUUCGGAUUCUCGAUUACACUCUAAAUGACAUCCCGACGAAGAACGAGAAGUACUUAUUUGUAACAAAGUUUGAGACUGUUUCUCCGGCACUUGACUCCGAGUACAAGGCCGAGGCAGAAGCUAAGGACAGUGGUGAUGAAUUGAAGCCAAAGCAGGAAAUGGAUGUCAAAAGUGAAGUUAAUGGUAUUGUUUUGAAGCCAAAGCAAGAAAUUGUUGCCAAAUCAGCUGCUCAAAUAGUUCAUGAGCAACAUCAAAAUAUGGCACCAUCUGCUCGAAUGGCAAUGACUCGAAGAAUUCAUCCACUUGUUUCCUUAAAUCCUUAUCAAGGAAUUUGGACAAUAAAGGUUCGUGUCACUGGUAAAGGAAACAUGCGGUCAUAUAGGAAUGCCAGAGGAGAAGGCUGUGUGUUCAAUGUAGAAUUAACCGAUGAAGAUGGCACACAAAUACAAGCAACAAUGUUUAAUGAGGCUGCAAAGAAGUUUUAUGAUAAGUUUCAGUUGGGGAAGGUCUAUUACAUAUCAAAGGGAACUCUGAAAGUUGCUAACAAGCAAUUCAAAACCGUGCAAAAUGAUUAUGAAAUGACAUUGAAUGAAAAUUCUGAAGUUGAGGAAGCUAGCAGUGAGGCUACUUUUAUUCCCGAAACAAAAUUCAAUUUUGUGCCAAUUGAUGAAUUAGGUCCAUAUGUGAAUGGGAGAGAUCUUGUCGAUGUUGUCGGUGUUGUUCGAGAAGUAUCAACAACCAUGAGUAUUCGACGGAAAAGCAAUAAUGAGACAAUUCCCAAGCGUGACAUUACAAUUGCUGAUGAGACGAAGAAGACUGUUGUUGUGUCUCUAUGGAAUGAUCUUGCCACAAGUGUAGGACAAGAACUGCUCGACAUGGCCGAUAAGUCACCAGUAGUUGCAAUUAAAUCACUCAAAGUUGGAGAUUUCCAGGGUUUAUCAUUGUCAGCACUAAGCAAAAGUGUUGUGGUAAUCAAUCCUGACUUGCCAGAAGCCAAGAAGUUGAGAUCCUGGUACGAUUCUGAAGGCAAAGAGACUUCUUUGGCAUCUGUUGGUUCUGGCUUAAGCCUUUCAACUAAAAGUGGUGCUCGAUCUAUUUUUACGGCGAGUGAUGGGAAAAAGAAGGUCAAGGCCAUGUUUCAAUCUACUUUAUCGUCUUUAAUCACCUCUGGAAGUAUUCAGAACUUGGGCCUUAUUCGGAUUCUUGAUUACACUCUAAACGACAUCCCCACGAAGAACGAGAAGUACUUAUUUGUAACAAAGUUUGAGACUGUUUCUCCUGCACUUGACUCCGAGUACAAGGACGAGGCAGAAGCUAAGGACAGUGGUGACGAAUUGAAGCCAAAGCAGGAAAUGGAUGUCAAAAGUGAAGUUAAUGGUAUUGUUUUGAAGCCAAAGCAAGAAAUUGUUGCCAAAUCAGCGGCUCAAAUAGUUCAUGAGCAACAUCAAAAUAUGGCACCAUCUGCUCGAAUGGCAAUGACUCGAAGAAUUCAUCCUCUUGUUUCCUUAAAUCCUUAUCAAGGAAUUUGGACAAUAAAGGUUCGUGUCACUGGUAAAGGAAACAUGCGUUCAUAUAGGAAUGCCAGAGGAGAAGGCUGUGUGUUCAAUGUAGAAUUAACCGAUGAAGAUGGCACACAAAUACAAGCAACAAUGUUUAAUGAGGCUGCAAAGAAGUUUUAUGAUAAGUUUCAGUUGGGAAAGGUCUAUUACAUAUCAAAGGGAACUCUGAAAGUUGCUAACAAGCAAUUUAAAACCGUGCAAAAUGAUUAUGAAAUGACAUUGAAUGAAAAUUCUGAAGUUGAGGAAUCUAGCAGUGAGGCUACUUUUAUUCCCGAAACAAAAUUCAAUUUUGUGCCAAUUGAUGAAUUAGGUCCAUAUGUGAAUGGGAGAGAUCUUGUCGAUGUUGUCGGUGUUGUUCGAGAAGUAUCAACAACCAUGAGUAUUCGACGGAAAAGCAAUAAUGAGACAAUUCCCAAGCGUGACAUUACGAUUGCUGAUGAGACGAAGAAGACUGUUGUUGUGUCUCUAUGGAAUGAUCUUGCCACAAGUGUAGGACAAGAACUGCUAGACAUGGCCGAUAAGUCACCAGUAGUUGCAAUUAAAUCUCUCAAAGUUGGAGAUUUCCAGGGUUUAUCGUUGUCAGCACUAAGCAAAAGUGUUGUGGUAAUCAACCCUGACUUGCCAGAAGCCAAGAAGUUGAGAUCCUGGUAUGAUUCUGAAGGCAAAGAGACUUCUUUGGCAUCUGUUGGUUCUGGCUUAAGCCUUUCAACUAAAAGUGGAGCUCGAUCGAUGUAUACUGAUAGGGUCUUGUUAUCUCAUAUCACCAGUAACCCAUCGUUGGGUGAGGACAAGCCUGCAUAUUUCAGUGUUAAAGCAUACAUAAGUUACAUCAAAACCGACCAAACUAUGUGGUAUCGUGCAUGCAAGACAUGUAACAAGAAAGUCACGGAUGCUAUUGGAUCUGGCUAUUGGUGUGAAGGAUGCCAAAAGAACUACGAAGAAUGCAGCUUGAGAUAUAUAAUGGUAGUGAAAGUUUCUGAUGCAAGUGGUGAAGCCUUUUUCUCCCUUUUUAAUGAACAAGCAGAGGAAAUAAUUGGUUGCUCCGCAGACGAACUUAACGAACUAAAGUCCCAGGAUGGAGAAAAUUCUUAUCAAAUGAAAUUGAAGGAAGCUACAUGGAUUCCACACCUGUUUCGAGUUAGCGUUACUCUACAAGAAUACAACAAUGAGAAAAGGCAGCGGAUAACUAUCAGAGCUGUUGCUCCUGUGGAUUAUGCAACUGAAUCAUCGUCUUUGAUCGAACAAAUAUUGAAGAUGAAAAUCUAA